Molecule: messenger RNA, 690 nt
Organism: Fusarium verticillioides 7600
Lineage: Eukaryota; Fungi; Ascomycota; Sordariomycetes; Hypocreales; Nectriaceae
Exons: 2
Coding region: 1-690 (229 amino acids)
Biological process (GO): poly(A)+ mRNA export from nucleus; protein import into nucleus; transcription-dependent tethering of RNA polymerase II gene DNA at nuclear periphery
Cellular component (GO): nuclear pore outer ring
Molecular function (GO): structural constituent of nuclear pore
Source: RefSeq, a predicted model, not a curated record
AUGGAAGUUCAUAGCAUGAACAUACCACGGCGUCAGAAGGCCCAGCAUCAGAUAUUUGAAGAUGGCAUGAGGCGGCUUCUAAAGCACGAGGCCCUGGACGCAAUGACACUCAUUGACCUCUUGACCUUGAUUUACCUGAAGCCUGAGUCCCGCGCUGAGAUUCCAAAUCCAUUCUGGCUAGCUCUUUUGGUCGCCGAGAGUAGCUGUCACAGUGACGAGGUCAAAGAGGCUAAGCGGAUGAUCUGGAGGCGACUAUUUAUACGCGAUGAUUGGGCUAAGAUCAACGACACACAGCUCAAGGAUGAUCGUCAGGUGGUUGAGAGAUUGGCAGAGACUGAGCUCUAUUCAAUGCUAACCGACUGCAUCAGCUUCCAAGAUCCACAUGAGCCUUUCCGACCUCUAUCUCCGCACGAGGCUCUUGGUGCUUUUACCGAGAACCUCGACCGCCGGUUCCGCGAUUUUGAGACAUCUUUCAGGACAAAGCUGAUCGAUAUCAUGAAGUUGGAGGAUAAGAUUCUCCAUCAGCAUGUGGAGAAGCAUCGUCUCGGUGAAUGGGUCCGUUCUACCUUCGAAGCCGCUCGAGUAGAGCUAGACAGCACGCUGGAUAACGCCACUAAGAUUGCUGCCGCCCCCCAAGUUGCUGAGCACAAUACUGUAAUGAGUGGCUCAAUAUUCGAUUAUGGCAGCUAA